AUGAUCGUGCUUCCACGGUUUUCUCUACCUUUACCCGUUUCUCAUACUUUUUCGGGCAUCGAAUUCCCGGUUUGGCCAGCCGGUACCGAGGAGGCCGAGCAUGAGCUCGACCUAGGCGGAGUGGCCGUGUUGCCGGAGGACCUCGGUCUGGAGCUUAUCAUGCCCCAACCGGCCCCGCUUUACGACUACGAGCACGACCCGGACGUUCUACCAUUCGAAAAUGAGACCAUUGACCGGAACAACAACGUCGAGACGGACGGGUUCAACUUUGACGCGUGGUUCGACGAGCCGCACGAAAUUGCGCGGCUCAACGAGCGCAGCGAGAUACUUAGGGAGCAUCUGACACUGCGCAUCAACAACAUCCUGGACGAGCUGCGCGAAAAUGUGCUGCAAGCGGCAAACGAGGAGCAGCAGCGGGAAACGGAGCAAGAAGCAAGGCUAAGAGUGCAAGCCGAACUCCGAAUGUCGCUGAACCGAAAGGGCGACAUCCCGCUGCCAAUCAGCAGCGAUGGGAGCGAUGCUGAGAAUCCGGGCCACCUCGAGAGGCUGUCCAACACCCGGCGCCAGCGCCUCGACUACUACCACACGGCGAAACUGGACUUGCAGCAGAACGUUGCGAAUCUUCGACCUGAAGUGCUGCAGCCGCAGAUUGAUCAUCUCCAACGGCUCUACAAUUUCCAGCAUCGCGAGAUGGAGAAACUGCGCCUACAAAUCGUCUUCCUGUCGGCUCGCAUCAACGAAUACGGACGCUGCGAAACCGACAAGGACUUCAAGGAGCUUGCCAAGUUUUGGAUCCCCCACUUCACCACUCAAGCGCUCGGUUUAGAAGGCUUG
This is a messenger RNA of Mesorhabditis spiculigera, 834 nucleotides long. Lineage: Eukaryota; Metazoa; Nematoda; Chromadorea; Rhabditida; Rhabditidae. The record is from the annotation of a GenBank genome assembly.